AUGUCGGACAACAACAUGCAAGGCGUUGAGAUGAACGAGGCCACUCCUUCUCGCCAGACCGACUCUGGCCAGAGAACCCAGGCCCCCACGCACCUCCAGUCCAGCAGCGCAAUCACUGUAGCUGCUCCACCUCCGACGCCCACUCAGCCGGUACUUUCGGCCCAGCCCGCGACGACUUCCUUCGCCAUCAACCCAUUCAGCGAGACGCCCUUCCCGACCGGUCUAGCCGGCAACAGUACCAGCCCAGCCACCGCGAUCACCCCCAUUGCCAGUCUCCAGACGGUAUCCACCAGCUCAAACUCAUCGAACCGCGCCACACCGUCCCCCGUUAUCCUCCGCCGCCCAGGCACGGCCACCAUCGCACCCUGGCACACUUGGAACCGUCUCCUAGGCAUCAUGCGCCGGAUCCCGGGCGACACAUCCGCCGGCAUCGAGCACAUCCACCGCCUGGCGUCGCGCACCAUGAGCCUCCGCGCCAGCAGCGUCGGCACGAAGGCGGUCCGCAAGGCGGAGGCGGCCAAAGGCCACACCCUGCAGCCGACGGAGCGGAAGGCGGUCAAGAACGCGGCGGUUGCGCGGGAUCCGUUUCACACUCAGCUCGUCGAGGUCAUGGGCGGGAAGGGGGCGAAGCAUACGGAUGAGCAGUUGGAUAAGUUCGUGACAGGGAGGAGGGUCACGUAUCGGUGCUGCCGCUGCCAUAAGGUGGCUAGGACGAACCAGGCGGGCGGUUUGGUGGCGCUUUCGGGGAGGGGAGAGCCGGUGUGUGGGUGUGGUCAUGUGCUUUGCUUGAUCUGUCUGCACGUUCAGAGGAUGGGCGAUGAGCUCAUCGAGUUUGAGUUCAUGGGCUUGGACGACGAGGAUGAGGAUGGAGCUGGGAGUCAGGAUGGUGGCAACGGCGGUGGAAUGGGUGAUGCGGACAUGGUGAUGGAGAUCGAGGCGUAA
Molecule: messenger RNA, 942 nt
Organism: Diplodia corticola
Lineage: Eukaryota; Fungi; Ascomycota; Dothideomycetes; Botryosphaeriales; Botryosphaeriaceae
Exons: 2
Coding region: 1-942 (313 amino acids)
Source: RefSeq, a predicted model, not a curated record